CGUCGUCUUAUUGGACGGCUAGUGUAUUAAGAAUAGGUGUCUGAAGGAAUUAUUGGAAGAGCAUCGGUGCAUUAUUGGACAAUAUCAAUUUACAAGUGUUUAGAUUGUAGACGCGCGAUGGAGUCAGGCAUACCAGCAGACAGUCCCAAUUUGGUCCUAUUAUUUUUCCUCGCCCAACUUUUCCUUCGAGAACUUUACAAGAGCAAGAAUUUGAUUCGCAUCGUGCCAAUGGACAUGACAGGAUAUUUUGAGAGCAAAUCGGGGCCAUCGAAUAUUGGGAACGUCAUUACUCAAAUCCUAUUGUGCAAACAAAUUACGCUGGACUUCAACGAAGAGGAACUUUGCAGUAUUCAAAAAGAUUCCGAAGAAAUAAGAGCCCUUAUAAACGAGUUGCAAGAAUUUAUGCCACAAUCAGAAGCUGACACUGAAAGACCCGUUGCUCUUCAAGAGGCAGCUAGUCGUGUCAAUCGCAGUAAUGGAAACCGGAAGGCCUAUCGAUGGGAAAAUAGAUCCAGAGAUCCAUCUUAUAUUGGCGGAACCUUCAGCUUUUUGUGCUGCACUGCUCGACCCAACUACGUUUAAGGGGGUAAACUUUCCUCCUUUCUCAUUAUUAAAAAGGUCUAUCACGAAACUCGGUUAUAAGUCCCUCCUUAGAGAAUUAAUUACAAAGGCGGCCAUUUAACGAGG
Molecule: messenger RNA, 687 nt
Organism: Belonocnema kinseyi
Lineage: Eukaryota; Metazoa; Arthropoda; Insecta; Hymenoptera; Cynipidae
Gene: dcma
Exons: 4
Coding region: 118-582 (154 amino acids)
Biological process (GO): G protein-coupled receptor signaling pathway
Cellular component (GO): neuron projection
Source: RefSeq, a predicted model, not a curated record